AUGACUGAAGAAAUUUUAAGUCAAUAUUAUCCCAAAUAUAAUCCUUAGGCUGCUAUUUUGAAGGACAUCCUUCGAGAUGGACUAGAGCAAGCAUUCGUUGGGAAAUUCAAGAACAACAAUGAUCAAAUCAACAUUUCAGAAUUUAAAUUGAGACAUCAUUUCGAUAAAAAAGAUAAUGAUCAUCUUUUAGAUUAAAUUAAAAAGAAACUCAAACUCAACAAUCAAAAGGCUGAGAUGAGGUGUGUUAAUACAAUCCAGAAUAUAAGGGUUGAAACUGAUUUAAAUUACGAUCCCAAAUAUUUCCAAGAAAAUACAUUCUACAUGAAUUAAAAUUUAGAUGCCAUUAAAUAAAAGAUUAUAGAAAAAAAUGUUGCAGAAAGAGUUAAAAAAACAUAGGAAUUUAAAUCUAUGCAAAAAGCACUCAACAUUUGGUUUCAACAAUCAUAAUAGUAAAAGAAUGAAGAUCAAAACAAAUAAUAGUAAUAAACAAAUAAAAAAUAAAUGAAUUCAUCAUCCUAAAUUAUUGUUAAGCAACAUCAAACUGAAGGUAUCUAGGUCUCUGGUAUCAUUACAACCAGAUAAGGUUACAAAAUGACCUAUCCUAAUUUGGCUUACAUUAUCAAAGCCACAGACAUUCCAGAAAGGGAAGCUUAAUGUUCUUUUGUUAAGAAAAUCAGACCAUUAUAGCAACUAGAUUUCGAUUAGUUAGAUGAUUUGAGAAGAUAUGUUUGGAAAUAUAAGCAAUACACUUAAUUUUUCAAAAUUCUACUUAAAGUAGCAUAAGGAAAUCUAGAAAUUUCAGAAACACUUGUUAAAACUUAAUAAAGAAUGAAGACAGGUUUCUAUCACGUUAUGACCUUUUACCAUAUUUCCAAUAGAAGUUGGGCAAUUUGUAGAUUAAUCAAGGAUCUAAAUAAAAAGGGACUAUAUCAAAGAGAAAGGUAGAAUCUAUAUGAAACAAUGUUGGAAAAUAUUCAAGAGGAUCUUGAAGAAAUAUUCAGUCCAUUAUUGUUUGAAUCUGAUUAUGUUCCGAUUGAGGAAUAAUUCAUUUCAUUUGAAUAGUAUAAAAAGAGACUCCAAGAAGUUAUUUUAAUGAGAGAAAAUGGAGCUUGA
Molecule: messenger RNA, 1113 nt
Organism: Paramecium tetraurelia
Lineage: Eukaryota; Ciliophora; Oligohymenophorea; Peniculida; Parameciidae
Exons: 2
Source: RefSeq, a predicted model, not a curated record